Molecule: messenger RNA, 3791 nt
Organism: Haliotis rufescens (red abalone)
Lineage: Eukaryota; Metazoa; Mollusca; Gastropoda; Lepetellida; Haliotidae
Product: nuclear pore complex protein Nup93-like
Exons: 24
Coding region: 113-2590 (825 amino acids)
Biological process (GO): poly(A)+ mRNA export from nucleus; protein import into nucleus
Cellular component (GO): nuclear pore
Molecular function (GO): structural constituent of nuclear pore
Source: RefSeq, a predicted model, not a curated record
CGGAAACGGAAACGUCCUUCCCCGCGAAGACCUUCAAACCUGGCGUUUGAGACUCAACAUCAUCAUCCACACUUAACCAGUUAUUUAGCAGCAAGCAGCAGCCCUGCCCACAAUGGAGGUGGAGGGGUUUGGUGACCUGCUUCAGCAGGCAGAACAGCUGACCGCUGACAUGGACAGCGGGACUGACCUGCCUCACGUUGAGCGGAACCUGCAUCAGAUUCUAGAGGCUGGCCAGAGACUGCUCACAAAGACAGCCCCUGUCAGUCAGGAUGCAUCUGAUGUUAAGGCGUCAAUUCUACUGGGGUCAAAGGGCUAUGCUGUACCCAAGAUUGCAGAGAGACUCGAGGGCCUCAAGGCCACCACAACAUUUGAGCCACUGGAGCCUGUUGCUGACACAGAUAUUCAGGGAUUCCUGAGAAAUGAGAGGGAAAAUGCCUUCUUGGCUGUAAUUGAACAAACGAGAAAACAUACAUUUGAAGAAGCCGAGCGUCGCCAGUGGGAAUGUAUGGAAAAUGAAUGGGAACGAGAGAAACAGAAGAUCCUCAACACGCUGCUCAGUUCCAGUCAAGAUGGUUUGGAGCUACAACAGGAAACAGAGUCGUUCAUCGGUGACACAAUAUACACACAAGGGCGGAGCAGCCUGGAUCAUGUGGAGAUGGCCUAUGCCAGACAGGUGUUCAUGUACAAUGAGCAAGUCAUUGAGGGCAGUAUACGUCCCAGCCUGGUGGACAUGUUUGUUGAAGUAGCAAAGAAAAUUGAUGACAAGAGUGUGUGUGACCUAUGGAACAUGGUGCAGUGUAUGGUGGAGGUCCCCCUCAGUCUCCCGGUGGGGACCAGCCCAGCAGCCAUGAGGCAGGACAAGCGCAUGCAGAUGGCCUUCAUCAACAAGGCGCGGCAGUACCUCGAACAGACGUACGUGAAGUACAUUCAUACAACAAUCUAUGUGAACCUGCAACAAGCCCAGUUGGGUGGAGUCCCUGGAACACUCAACCUGGUGAAGAGCUACCUGAAAGUCAGGCCCCCUGUCACAGUGCGGGGAUCAGAGGAGGGCAUGUUGGAGGGUCUGCCAGUGUGGGCACUCAUCUACUACUGUCUUCGCUGUGGGGAUCUUAAGGCUGCUCAGCAAGUUGUGGAAAAAGCUUCGCAUCAGCUGGAUGACUUCCCAGGCUUCUUCAGGGAAUACGUCAACAGCUCGGACCACAGAUUGAGUCCUGGCAGCGACACGAAGAUCAAGCUACAGUAUCGACGCAUCGUCAAGAACAGCACAGACCCAUACAAAAGGGCAGUGUACUGUGUGGUUGGCCAGUGUGACUUCAGUGAAGAUCAUGCAGAGAUCUCGGACAAGAUAGAUGACUACCUUUGGCUCAAGUUGUGGCAGAUCCAGUUUGAACCAGAUGAGACUGGGCAGGAGCAGUUUACUUUGCAGAAGUUGCAGACACUGUUGUAUAAAGAUUAUGGUGAGAGUCACUUUAACGGCUACAGUCAACCAUUCCUGUAUUUCCAAGUGCUCUGUUUGACGGCACAGUUUGAGGCCGCCAUAGAGUUUCUGUCCCGGAUCGAGAGGCUGCGAUGUCAUGCUGUUCAUGUGGCUCUUGUCCUAUAUGAACUGAAGCUCCUUGCACUGCCAGUCAACUGUCAGGCACAGCUGUUAUCCAGUAACUCCAGUGACAUGUCCCCAAUGAUGAGGCUGAAUCUGGCUCGACUCAUCAUGAUGUACACACGCAAGUUUGAAGCUACUGAUGCUCGGGAAGCCUUGCAGUACUUCUACUUCCUCAGGGAUUUACGCACCAGCAGUGACGACAACUUGUUCAUGUCUUGUGUCAGUGAGCUGGUUCUGGAAACAAGAGAGUUUGAAAUGCUGCUGGGAAAACUAGAAAGAGAUGGCACAAGGAAACCUGGAGCUAUUGACAAGUUCAACAGAGACACCCAGAAGAUAAUAGAGCUGGUUGCCAAGGAUACAGAAUCUAAAGGACUCUUUGAAGAUGCAGUGAUGUUAUUUGAUUUAGCGAAGAAUCACGAGAAGACGUUGACCCUACUAAACAAACUGCUGAGUCAGGUGAUCUCCCAGCCAGGGGCGCCGCAGUCCAACAGGGACAGGCUGAAGAACAUGGCUCUUGGUAUUGCUCAGAGGUAUCGCACACUUGGUUAUGAGGGCACACAGGCCACAUCCAACACCUUCUACCUUCUGCUCGACUUGAUCACCUUCUUCGACCUGUACCAUGUUGGUAGCUUGGACCAAGGUUUAGAGGUUGUUAAACAGCUGAAGUUGCUUCCACUGACUGCAGAGGAAGUUGAACACAGAGUCAACUCUUUCCGACACUUUACAGAUGAGGUGAGACGGUGCCUGCCAGACAUCCUCCUUGCUGUGAUGAACAUCCUCCACAACAAGUACAAGAACCUCAGAAAUGCUGGUAUCCAAAGUCCGACACCAGGACAGAGAGGACGACUGGAUGAUGGGGGAAAGGAUACGUAUUUGAACUACUUGAGGAGUCAAGCAAGAGCCCUGAUCAUGUUUGCCGGGAUGCUGCCAUACCGGUUACCGGGGGAUACAAACUCCAGACUUGUACAGAUUGAAGUGCUGAUGAACUGAUACUCUUCAACUGAUCAUCAUUAAUCAACAGAGAAGUCAACUGAGUGUAACCUACAUGUUAAAGUGGAAUCCAUUUGCUUGUAAACACAAUGCAUAUCGUUACCUAUGUAUCGUGAUACGUAUCUAAUCAUGAUCUUGCUGUAUGGUUUCACCCCAAAGUACCACUCUGUCUUGUAGCUCAUCUUUUUCAUUUAUGAUAGUGCUAAUGAAAGUGUUUUUUUUUUUGGCUGUACAUCUGAUUUAAAAAUAACUUACCUGCAAACCCCCAGAAACCCUGACUGAAAUGAAUUAAGAUAUUUAUCAGUCACUAUUGACUGCUCCUAAAAGGAAUGAAGGUUGUUUGGUCAUGAACUGUGACCUGGCUGAUCAUGUCUUCCUGACCCGACAGGAUGGAUCAGAAGCUUUGUUCAUGUUAUCAACCACUGGUUUUCCUGGCUCAGAAGGAUUAUUUACUGCCCACUGUGAGGUAGCUUGAUUGUUGGAGGGAUAUUGCUGACCGCAGUUGAACAACAUUCACACAUUCACUACAACACUCUCAACUGUCAUGUCUGUGCUGAGGGGCUCAGUUCUGUUCUCAUCCAACUUACAGGGGGGGACGGGUGGCCCAGUCGUCUAAGGCGCCGCGAUUCGCUGUGCAGAGUUGCGUCCCUUGGGCACGACAGAAACCUAUGAUUGUGGGUUCGAAUCCCGGGGUUCACCCCGAUUAUGUUUAUAUAGGUUUAUUCGAGGUUGACUUGAAUCAGUCUCAGUUAACAGUGUGUUCUGAUUGCACAUGAAUACUUUUGGGAAAUAAUGUUUAAAUUUUGUACUUUUAAUGCACAAGUUUUGUCUUUUUUUCAUUGUUUUAUGUACUAGCUGAUGUUUAUUGUGUUUUAAGGGUGGGGGGUGGCCUAGUGGUUAAAGCGUUCGGUCAUCACGCCAAACGGAUGGGUUUGAUUCUCCACAUGGGUACAAUGUGUGAAACUCAUUUCUAGUGUUCCUGUUGUGAUAUUGCUGGAAUAUUCCUCGAAACAGCGUAAAACCAUACUCACUCAGUCUUAUGUUUUAUUGUAAUAUAAUAGAGACUGUGAUGUGAACUUAGUUGACCUCUCUGUCUUGUACAUACCAAGAUGUCAUCCAACAUCACGUCAUUGUACAUAUCUUGUCAUCUUCAGAAUCAAAUGUGGCUAAUUGAAAAAGAAUAAAUUGAAAUGUAAAUUCA